Messenger RNA from Sphaerulina musiva SO2202, 2732 nucleotides. RefSeq names its product Pkinase-domain-containing protein. Gene Ontology annotation, biological process: protein phosphorylation. Bases 319 to 2289 code for a protein of 656 amino acids. The record is from RefSeq and is a predicted model, not a curated record. Gene Ontology annotation, molecular function: protein serine/threonine kinase activity; ATP binding. The transcript is spliced from 3 exons. Lineage: Eukaryota; Fungi; Ascomycota; Dothideomycetes; Mycosphaerellales; Mycosphaerellaceae.
CGCCAGCGACCUCCAAGUUCUGCAGAGACCCGGCACCUACUUCCAUCGCUGCCUACCUGACAUCCACAGCGACAAUACCAUACACUGCUCUUCGUCGACGUGGAGGAGGCCCUACCUAUAGUGCGAGCAUCAGCAAUUCCAUCGUUUCACAGAAGAGCGGGACGACGCCGCCGCCGCCGCCGCUGCUGCCCCUCGCAGAACACGAGCACUGGACUAUCACCUCCAGUCGUGCACACCACCAGGCCAAACAAGUGGCAAACUGGAGUGCCAACUUCUUGAUCACCCAGCAACCUUCUAGACACAGCAAUCGGCACCAGCAUGUCGUGGAAGCUCACCAAGAAACUCAAGGAGACCCAUCUUGGGGCUCCCUUCUCCAAUACCUUCUCGCGAUCCUCGUCGCAAUCCACCAUUGUCGAUUCGGCACAGAAAGCGCCUGCCACGACGACCACUGCACCGGGCACCCAGACUUCUAGCACUCCGUCCUCGACCUCGACCGCUUCGAAUGGCGCUGCGGAUCCACAGGGCAUUGCUGCCUCCGAACAGAUGGCAACUGCGCCAGCGGCACCCGCGAAGCCAGGCAUUCUCAUAUUGACUCUACAUGAGGGCAAGGGCUUCAGUUUGCCCCCUGGACAGGAACAAAUAUUCCAACGACCGGGACACGGUGGGAGUAUGAGUACUGGGUCCUUUGCGGGCAGUUACACGGGGGGUAACAGCGCGAGACCAGGCUCAAGUGCCCAGAAUCAAGGAGGCUUCCGCCCGGUAUCGGCCAGUGGCGGCGGUAUAAACAACAUGCCCUCGACGCAUGGUCGUUACAGCAGCAGGUACUUGCCGUAUGCACUCGUCGAUUUUGAUAAACAGCAGGUCUUCGUCAAUGCUGUUUCGGGCACGCCCGAGAAUCCGGUCUGGGCUGGAGAGAAUACUCAAUACAAAUUCGAUGUGAGCCGGUCGACCGAGAUCAGCUUAUCUCUCUAUCUUCGCAAUCCGAACUCUCAGAACAACAACAGACAGCAAGACAUAUUCAUCGGGACUUGCCGCCUAACUCCGACAUUCCACGAACAUGUGCAGGCUAGCGCAACGCAGCAAGCACAGCAGAGCACAGACAAGAGCAAGAAGGACAAGAACAUGCCCCCUCCAGCACCGUCGAACGAUGGCCAAACCUCAGGGGUUUCAUGGCAUGAUGUGCAAUUCGGGUCUGGAGCCAUCAAGUUGGGCGUGAAGUUUGUCGAAAAUCGACAACGGUCAUUGAAGGUCGAGGACUUCGAACUACUCAAAGUGGUAGGCAAGGGCAGUUUUGGCAAGGUCAUGCAAGUCAUGAAGAAGGACACCAACCGAAUCUACGCCCUCAAAACCUUGCGCAAACAACACAUCAUUUCAAGGUCCGAAGUAGCGCACACUCUGGCCGAGCGAUCCGUCCUGGCACAGAUCAACAACCCUUUCAUUGUGCCAUUGAAGUUCUCAUUCCAGUCUCCGGACAAGCUGUAUCUUGUCUUGGCUUUUGUCAACGGGGGCGAAUUGUUUCACCAUCUGCAGAAGGAGCAGCGAUUCGAUAUUAACAGAUCGAGAUUUUAUGCCGCCGAACUUCUUUGCGCCCUGGAGUGCUUACAUGGGUUUGGUGUCAUCUAUCGAGACCUGAAGCCCGAGAACAUUUUGGUGGACUACGUUGGACACAUCGCCCUAUGUGACUUCGGACUUUGCAAACUUGACAUGAAAGAUGAGGACAAGACCAACACCUUUUGCGGAACGCCCGAGUACUUGGCACCUGAACUGCUGCAUGGACAGGGUUACACCAAAGCCGUAGAUUGGUGGACCUUGGGCGUGCUCCUCUACGAGAUGUUGACUGGUCUGCCACCUUUCUACGACGAGAACACGAAUGAAAUGUAUCGCAAGAUUCUGUCGGAGCCGCUACAGUUCCCAGGGCCUGAGAUCGUGCCUCCGGCCGCUCGAGAUUUGCUUAGCAAGCUGCUCGAUAGAGAUGCAACGAGGAGAUUGGGCACUAAUGGCGCCGCUGAGAUCAAGGCACACCCCUUCUUCCAUAGCAUCGACUGGCGAAAACUGUUAGACCGCAAGUACGAACCUAGCUUCAAGCCAAAUGUGGUCGACGAGCUCGACACAGCCAACUUCGAUAAAGAGUUUACAUCGGAAGCGCCAACUGAUUCUUACGUGGAAGGCCCGAUGCUGUCACAGACCAUGCAGCAACAGUUCGCAGGCUGGUCGUACAACCGGCCGGUGGAGGGUCUUGGUGAUGCAGGAGGCAGCAUUGCACGUGGCAGCGGCUUUGACCAGAGGUAGGUGCCUUUCUCGAGUGUCAGGAGAGAGCACAAGACUUCGGUGUGGGCAUUCGUCGGCACGCGAUAGAGAUGAUGCUGGGGAGGAGUCUGAAAGAAGAAGAAGAAGAAGAAGAAGAAGAAGAAGAAGAAGAAGAAGAAGAAGGAAGAGUUCUUCUGGCGGAUAUGAUUACGAUGACCUCGAAGACAAUCGCAAAGUCACCGUCCGUAGCUCCUCUCCGGAAAAUUAGCCGCCCACGCCGGUCCUUCAGGCUUGGGCAUAGACAGCACGAACACGGAUGUCGGGAACGAAUCGACUCUUGUUCUCAGCUGCUCAUAUUUCGCCCCUCACAGACCAGCCACUAUCAGCGUGCACGAAAACGCGCUUCUGGUAUAUUUCGUGGACGCAGUGAGCGAUUCUGCGAGACACCCCUGUUUAGACCCAUUAGGGCGUGUCCGUUGGUCAAU